AUGCUAAAUAUCAAAAUAAAUACGAAUAAAAUAGGAGGAAGAAGAAAAGCUUCCAGACAGCCGCUUAGCAAGCAUGAUAACACUUUUAGUGCAAAUUAUUUAAGAGGAAAUCUAAUAACAAGACCCAGAAGAGCAGGCACCCCAAUUGCAGCCAGGGAUACCUUUUCAGCAGACCGUUUCGGGAGCAAGAAGCAGUCAAAAUUUGGCCUUAUCAGAAGAAUUUGCUUAUACUCUAGUAUGCUGAAGCACCUCAGCCUAAUCGAUAUUAACAAUAUCACAGAGGAAGAAGAUUUUGAACUGAGAAAUAUCGUUAAAAUAAUCUUAGACACUAGGAAAUAAGAAGCAGCCUGCCUUUGGUAAACAAUGAACACACAUAAACACCAAUGUAAAUAAGACAGUCAAGGACCGAGAAUUUGGGGAUGAUCUGAAAUAAAUUAUUUUCUUUAAGCUCCUCGGACAACCACGAGGUUUUCAAAUCCCUUGCCAAGAACCUUACCAAGGAGGGUUCAAACCUUGGGAAGAAGAGCACUUUAAGGAACAUUAGCUUUUUACAGAUUUGAGCUAUCAAAAUCUCUAAGGCUUCCUGGGAAUGUAUCGGAAAAGCCAUAUCAGGGAAUAAGAGUAUCAAAACUCUAGCUCUUAACGCCUGUGGCGUUAAUAACGAUGCUUUCGAGUAUCUUGUUCCGGCUAUGAAGCAAAAUAAAAGCAUUGAAAUCCUUGACUUGUCAUGAAACUACAUGAGAGAUGAAAUGAGCACCUUCAUCUCAAAAAUUAUAUCAUUACAAAGUGAGCGAAGAGACCAAGCAGUAUGGUUAGCAGGCCUUCGAGAAGAACUUCCCGAACAAAAAGAGCUAAAAUCUGGCCUCAAAAGCUUGAUCUUAAGACACAAUGACUUCAGUCAAGCAUUGUGAUCUGAUAUCUCAAGAGUCCUUUACUUCGAUAUCUACUUGAAAUCGCUGGACUUGAGGAACAACCUUAUUGAGGCCAAAGGAAUUAAGGAAAUGAAGUAUUUCCUUAAUGCAAAUAAAAGUUUGAUAAACUUAGACAUCAGACAAAACCCAGGUUUAUCAUCUAAACUUCAUAGAACAAUAGUUGUCAAGCUCUUACGGAAUAUAGGUCAUGCAAAGAGGACUGCCUCUGAUGAAAUGAGAUGGAUGAACGCUGAAGUACUAAUCUGAGAGGUUCCUAGGCAUUUAGCUCCCAAAAUACAGAGAAAAAUGAAUGAACUUUUUGAAUACCCAAGCCAGGUUUUCCAACCUCAAGGAAGUUUGGUCAGUGAGUCUACUAAUUUUUCCCAAACUUUCACUAGUCCAACCCCAAAAAGCACUUAUUCGAAGUUAAUUCACAAAAAGGUGAGGGUGAAAAAUUUGAAGACAAAAUCCAAACUCAAGAGAUACCAAUAUUCAAGCAUGCAAAAAAGAGGUAGCAUAGAUCCAAGACUUCUUCGCCAGAGUAUCGCAAUGCGAGAGGGCCUUUAAACCCAAAACCCA
Moneuplotes crassus is the source of this 1490-nucleotide messenger RNA. The record is from the annotation of a GenBank genome assembly. NCBI's taxonomy places the organism in Eukaryota, Ciliophora, Spirotrichea, Euplotida, Euplotidae.